Molecule: messenger RNA, 402 nt
Organism: Branchiostoma belcheri (Belcher's lancelet)
Lineage: Eukaryota; Metazoa; Chordata; Leptocardii; Amphioxiformes; Branchiostomatidae
Exons: 5
Coding region: 1-402 (133 amino acids)
Source: RefSeq, a predicted model, not a curated record
AUGUCGGCAGGGCAGCAGCAGUCCCGGACUGGGAGAACAGGAGGCGCCACACCCACGCAGCGAGCCCAGACUGAUUGGACGUCAGUUGCUGACGCCGCCGCGAGUACACCCAACCCCAUGUACGUCACCAGAGCAGAUGCAGCUUAUGAUGCUGACGCUGCCAAGAAGACAAAAUGUCGCAGCCUCCGGAAGAAGCUGUUGCAAGUCACUGGCCUUUUGUUUGGCCUACUAGUCGCCAUCCUGAUGCCGUAUUUUGCAGUGAAAGUCAGCACCCUUUCUAACGACCUAGCAAAACUGUCUGUGAGAGUGUUGAAACUUUCCGAGGGACUGUUAACGCUUUCUGAUAAGGUGGGCGAACGGGACGGGAUGAAAGUUUCCUUACUGUUGUGGGAGAUAUUCUAG